Molecule: messenger RNA, 16046 nt
Organism: Myotis daubentonii (Daubenton's bat)
Lineage: Eukaryota; Metazoa; Chordata; Mammalia; Chiroptera; Vespertilionidae
Gene: NFX1
Product: nuclear transcription factor, X-box binding 1
Biological process (GO): negative regulation of transcription by RNA polymerase II
Cellular component (GO): nucleus
Molecular function (GO): RNA polymerase II transcription regulatory region sequence-specific DNA binding; DNA-binding transcription factor activity, RNA polymerase II-specific; zinc ion binding
Source: RefSeq, a predicted model, not a curated record
CCGAGCCAGGCCAGCUGGGCAGUUUUGUGUGUUUUUUAAUGUGAACUAUUCUAGAUUAUGUCCGAGCUGACUUCAGAAGACCAAGGGAAAUUGGGUGGGUGGGAGAGCAAGGGGCAUAGUAGCAGGUGAGCACAGUGAAUCUUAAAAACGAAAACGGUGAUUACGCAAGUGCCCGCGCCCCCGCCCCACGCCCAUAUUCCUUGCAAGCUAUAGUCACUUUGUCUCCUCCUUCCGCCCCGAGAGUGGCGCAACUGUCUGACGUCAGGGACGCACCACACAGUGAACUCGGGCCGCGCAAACUCUGUGGCCCGUCUACCCGGCGCGCUGAGGCGAACGUUCUCUCGGCGCCGGAAGUCCAGGGCACGUGACCGGGUGACAGCGCUUGCUUAACUGCAGGGCUCGCUGUAGGUGUUGCGGCACGCACGGGAUGGCGGAGGCUCCUCCUGUCUCAGGUACUUUUAAAUUCAAUACGGAUGCUUCUGAGUUCAUUCCUCAGGAGAGGAAAAAAUCUGGUCUACACUGUGGGAGUCAAAGAAGACUAGAUUCUAAUAGGAUUGGUAGAAGAAAUUACAGUUCACCACCUCCGUGUCACCUUUCCAGGCAAAUCCCUUAUGAUGACAUCUCUGCUGUUCAUCAGUACAGUUACCAUCCUUCAGGAAGCAAACCUAAGAGUCAACAGCUUUCUUUCCAAUCCUCUGCUUCUAAUAAAUCACUCAAGAACCUUCAGAAUCAACCUGUACAGAAAUUGAGGAGUGAAAAGCAGCACAUCAAAGUCAAGAGAGUACAAAGUGUAACUGACCAGACCUCAGAUGUAUCUGGCUUAGAAGGUGUGGCCAGAUCAGAGAGUGGGACAAAGCUCAGAGAGCACAGCCCUUCUGAAAGUGAGAAGGAAAUUGUUGGUGCAGAUCCCAGGGGAGCAAAACCAAAAAAAGCAGCCCAGUAUGUGUAUAGCUAUGGUAGAGGACCAAAAGUCAAGGGGAAACUCAAAUGUGAGUGGGGUAACAGAAUGACACCCAAACCCGAGGAUGCCGGAUCUGAAAAUAUCAAACCUGUGGGGGUUAUCCACCCUGACUCUUCAGAUACAUCCUUUAGAAAAGGAGUACUGGAUGGGUCUGGGGCCAGACGCAAUGAACAGAGAAGACACUCACAGAAAAGGCCUCCCUGGGAAGUAGAGGGGGCGAGGCCACGUCCAGGCAGGAAUCCACCAAAACAGGAGGGUCAGCGACAUACAAGUGCAGGGCCCAGAAACGGCAUGGCCCCCAUUCCAAAGGAUAAUCUUAAUGAACGACCAGUAAAAUCUGCCUGCAGCAAUGGGAACUUGGCAGUUGUUAACAAGUCUUCCAGAAGGAUUGACCUGGAGAAAUGUGCUAUAAGGAGGCAGGAUCCUCAAGUUGCAUCUUUCCCACGAGGCAAACAGAACCCCGUGCUAAAGAAUGUGGAAACACACACAGGUUCUCUAGUUGAACAACUAACUACAGAAAAAUAUGAGUGCAUGGUGUGCUGUGAAUUGGUUCGCGUCACGGCUCCAGUCUGGAGUUGUCAGAGCUGUUACCACGUGUUUCAUUUGAACUGCAUUAAAAAAUGGGCAAGGUCUCCAGCAUCUCAAGCAGAUGGCCAGAGUGGUUGGCGGUGCCCUGCCUGUCAGAAUGUUUCUGCACAUGUUCCUAAUACCUACACUUGUUUCUGUGGCAAGGUAAAGAAUCCUGAGUGGAGCAGAAAUGAAAUCCCACAUAGUUGUGGUGAAGUUUGUAGAAAGAAACAGCCUGGACAGGACUGCCCACAUUCCUGUAAUCUUCUCUGCCAUCCUGGACCUUGCCCACCCUGUCCCGCCUUUACGACUAAAACCUGUGAAUGUGGACGAACCAGGCACACAGUUCGCUGUGGUCAGGCUGUCUCAGUCCACUGUUCUAAUCCAUGUGAGAAUGUUUUGAAUUGUGGUCAGCACCACUGUGCUGAGCUGUGCCAUGGGGGUCAGUGCCAGCCUUGCCGCAUCAUACUGAACCAAGUAUGCUACUGUGGCAACACCUCGCGAGAUGUGUUAUGUGGAACGGACAUAGGAAAGUCCGAUGGAUUUGGGGAUUUUGGCUGUUUAAAGAUAUGUGGCAAGGAUUUGAAAUGUGGGAACCACAUGUGUUCUCAGGUGUGCCACCCUCAGCCCUGCCAGCCGUGCCCACGGCUCCCCCAUCUGGUACGCUAUUGCCCUUGUGGGCAAACUCCUCUCAGCCAAUUGCUAGAGCUUGGAAGUAGUGGUCGGAAAACGUGCAUGGAUCCUGUCCCUACGUGUGGAAAAGUGUGUGGCAAGCCUCUGUCUUGUGGUUCCUCAGAUUUCAUUCAUACCUGUGAAAAGCUCUGCCAUGAAGGAGACUGUGGACCAUGCUCUCGCACAUCAGUUAUUUCCUGCAGAUGCUCUUUCAGAACAAAGGAGCUUCCAUGUACCAGUCUCAAAAGUGAAGGUAUGACUGGGAAGGGGCAUGAGGAAACUUUCUGGGGUAAAGCAGAUGCUACAUUUAUGUGCGACAAGCGGUGUAGCAAGAAAAGGUUGUGUGGACGGCAUAAAUGUAAUGAGAUAUGCUGUGUGGAUAAGGAGCACAAAUGUCCUUUGAUUUGUGGGAGGAAACUUCGUUGUGGCCUUCAUAGAUGUGAAGAACCUUGUCAUCGUGGGAACUGCCAGACAUGCUGGCAAGCCAGUUUUGAUGAAUUAUCCUGCCACUGUGGUGCAUCAGUGAUCUACCCUCCAGUUCCCUGUGGUACCAGGCCCCCUGUGUGUACCCAAACCUGUGCCAGAGUCCAUGAUUGUGACCAUCCAGUAUAUCAUUCUUGUCAUAGCGAAGAGAAGUGUCCGCCUUGUACUUUCCUAACUCAGAAAUGGUGCAUGGGCAAACAUGAGUUACGAAGCAACAUCCCGUGUCACCUGGUUGAUAUCUCUUGCGGAUUACCCUGCAGUGCUGCGCUACCGUGUGGGAUGCACAGGUGUCAGAGACUCUGUCACAAAGGAGAGUGUCUUGUGGAUGAGGCUUGCAAGCAGCCCUGCACCACCCCCAGAGCUGACUGUGGCCACCCCUGCAUGGCACCCUGCCACCUCAGCUCACCCUGCCCCGUGACUGCUUGCAAAGCCAAGAUUGAGCUGCAGUGUGAAUGUGGACGAAGAAAAGAGAUCAUGAUUUGCUCUGAAGCAUCCAGUACUUAUCAAAGAAUAGCUGCUAUUUCCAUGGCCUCUAAAAUAACAGACAUGCAGCUUGGAGAUUCAGUGGAGAUCAGCAAGUUAAUUACUAAGAAGGAAAUUCACCAAGCCAGGCUGGAAUGUGAUGAGGAGUGUUCAGCCUUAGAAAGGAAAAAACAGUUAGCAGAGGCAUUUCAUAUCAGUGAUGAUUCUGAUCCUUUCAAUGUACGUUCUUCAGCAUCAAAAUUUAGUGACAGUUUGAAAGAAGAUGCCAGGAAGGACCUAAAGUUUGUCAGUGACGUUGAGAAGGAAAUGAAAGCCCUUGUGGAAGCCGUGGAUAAGGGAAAGAACAAUAAGAAGAGCCACUUCUUCCCUCCCAUGAACAGAGACCAUCGCCGGAUCAUCCACGAACUGGCCCAGGUGUACGGCCUGGAGAGCGUGAGCUAUGACAGUGAGCCGAAGCGCAACGUCGUCGUCAUUGCAGUCAGAGGGAAGUCUGUUUGUCCAACUACCACGUUGACAAGUGUACUUGAAAAGGAAAUGCAGACACGGCCUCCACCCCCAAUUCCUCAUCACAGACAGUCAGACAAGAAUCCUGGGAGCAAUAGUUUACAGAAGAUAGAAAAGGAGGCGGUAAUUGACUACUUUGAUGUCCAGGACUGAGAAGCUCAAGAUGCACUUAGAUGAAAGAAUGAUUAAGUGGGGAUUCAUUUGCCAGCAGAUAAAUCAUGCUUAUUCCCAACUUCCUGGUGGACUUACAGCCUCUCAUACUGUCUUGUAUUGAUACGUUCAAAGCAUGAGUGUGUCAGAAAUCCCCUGUCCUCUGAUCCCUCAGAUGCUGGCUGCACGGUCACUAGAGAUUCAGUCAUGUAUUUUCAGAAGCUCCUCACACCUUCACUGUGAUUGCUCAGAAGCUUAGGACAUUGGACUUGAUUUGGACAAACCAGAAUAUUAGCCUGAAACCCCCUUUAUGACACUUAGCCAUAGCCUCAGUUAUCCCAGUUAUCCAUACAUCUCCUGAAAAUGCCUGCGACAUUAGAUGUACCUCGCUUUCUUAAUCCAGAUUGAUCACAGACACAAGCAAACUUCUCAGUCUGAAAUAUCAAACAUUGAAUUUGAUACACUAUAUCCAGAAUCACAUGUGUUAUGUUGAACCCAGCUAUCUUCUGUCAGUCUUUUGCCAAAAACUGUCAUAGAUAUAUCUAGUUGAGCUUAUUUUAAUGGUUCUCAGUACUAUUAGUUCUAGAUCUAGAGAGAUCUAGAAGAUGGGUGGCUCUAAAGAAUUCCAUGUUUUAGACUCCAGGGAGCACCUCAUACCACAUCGCUGAGCGUUUCUGGUGACAGUCACUUCAGCGAUCCACCAUGAUGGGCGAGAGCAAGCUCCUCCUGCCACGUUCACACUGGCCUCAGUGCGACCAGCGUAGCCCCCCACCUUCUCUGGUUGGGAAAGAGUCUCAGGUGGGCUUAAUCUUGCCUGUGUUGCUUUCUCCCAGGCCUUCAGCAGCCAUAUUAGCUCUCCCUAUGUCUGAGCGCUGAACUUCUGUGUGAAUAGUCAGAAAAGUCUGUGGACCGUCCAGGGCUUAUCCCAGCAGCCCCUGGAGGCGUACUUCAAGCUCCUUUAAGGCAGGUGCAUUACCAGUUACAUUACCAGUUUGGCCCUCCCCAUGGCACCCUCAGCACAGAGGCCAAACUUCCAACUUCCUUCUGCUCCAAAACAAGCCACAAGCCCAGAGCAACAGGAGAUUUGAGAAAUGACUUUACAAAACUAGCACUUAAUUUUCACAGAGCAGGGCUAGCCUUUGGUCCAACCCAGACAGUCUGCCUUGAAAAGCAUCAGGUACAGCUGUGGGAACAGAAAAUUGGAGGAAAGAGAUGAUCUGUAAAACCACCUUAUGUGGGCCCAUUUAGCACAGGUUCAGUGGCCCUAUACCCAACAGGAAGCCCACACGCAAACUGUUACAUCUUUUACUCAGUGGGUUUAGUGGGUGAACUGUACAUUGAGAGCAUCUCAGAAUCAGCAGGAGGCAGGAAACCUGAUUGCAGAUUCCAGCUGUCAUAUAACAACUUGCCACUUGGUGGAAUGGAGGUAUCAAACUACCUCACCAGCGUGGUGGUGAUUAAAUGAGAUAACAUAGGUAGAGGUACCUAACCUAUCAUAGGUGCUGAACGUUUAUAAAAAUUAUACUUGAUAUCUGGAAAAUAUGUCAGCAUCUUUAGUCUCCAUAAUACUAGCCAAGUAAAAGGUUAGAGUGCUGAGCAUGCCUCUUCAGGUGAAUACUUGUGUGCCUACUUAGCACCCGCCUUGUACUAGGGCUGGGGGCAGCAGAUGUGGCCUGUUCUUUAGUUAGUAAUCCAGUAGGGGACACAUACCUGAAUAUAUAUAGUGGAAUGGGUUGGUCUGGCAGAAAUCGUUCAUUAGUCUUAUUAAAAGCUGAAGUGUUAUACGAGGAGUUUUUUGUGGAUGGUAGGACUGGGUUAGCUUUCAUGUUGGGGGAAGGACCUCUGGUGGGGAAGAGAAACAGGAGGAAGCAUUCGAACUGCUUCUAGAGAUAGCAGACUGCCAUAUGGAGGAAAAGUAUGCCAAGUGAAGGUAAAGGGCAUGAGGCAAGCCCAGGUGUAUGGCUUGUGGUGGGUUUGAGGAAAGGAUCUCCCAGCGUGGGCAGACAACUGGAAGUACAGGUGAUGAAGCUGAAAGUGUAGGCUGGUCAACUUGAGAGCCAUGGGGGAGUCUAAGAGAACAGCUCGGCUGGAUUCAUGAUCUAGAGCUGGAGCCAGCAAACAUUUUCUGUAAAGGGCCAGAUAGUAAAUAUUUGAGGCUUAGAACUGUAGAGUUUCUGUUGCAGCUACCAUUGUACAACUCUCCCAUUGUAGUGUGAAAGCAGCCACAGACAAUACACAAGUAUUAGAACUCCAUUCUAAUAACAAUUUUAUAAAAUCAGAAUCGCAUGUCAUUUUUACGUCACAACAUAUUGUUCUUUUGCCUAACCUUUUAAAAAUGUGAAAACUAUCGUUAGCUUAUGGGUUGUACAAAAACAACAGAUGUGGCCAUGGACUUUGUUUGCCAAGGGAUAACAGGUAAGAGGCCCAGCGGAGAGCUCUGGGAGCGAUCCAAGUGAGAGGAUAAGGGUGGUGGGAACUGGUGCUGCAGAGGGAAGAGAUGUCAGGAGAUCCAGGAGGUAGGAGAGGAUGCCGGGGAGCAGCAGAGAACCAGCCCCCCACAUUGCCAAAGGGACCCCCAGACCCCCUCAGCAAAAAGAAGCUGCUUCUCAUUCUCCAUUGAGCAGUGGCUUUGGACAAGACCACAUGAAUGUGGACCAAAGGAAAAGAUAUCCCUCCACCCCAUACAUAGAGCCCGUGGGGACCAAGACUCCACGCUUACUCCCCAAGAAUCAGGUGUAUCUGCUCCCCCCUCUAGCUUCACACUCUCCAGCAGGAGUUUGCUUAUGGGGCCAGAGCUUUCCAGAAAUCAAGUUCUUAUCUCUGGAAUUCCCUCUGGCAGAGCUGACUCCUCAAUAAAUAAUGGUGCCCGCCUGGCGUGCAGUAGGGGGUUGUAUGUGGGAAUGGAGAUGAAAGCAGCCCUCCAGGUUGCAGGUCUGUUUGAAGCACCUCUGGAUGGUGUCCUAGACAGGACCAGCCAGGCCUCAGGGGGAGGGAGGCGGUGUUAGGUCUUGUGAGGGAGGUGCAAAGUUUCAAACCAAAGGUCCUGAGAUUUAGGUUUGGCAUGUCCUUCCCACAUGGUGCCGGUCUUUGUGCUUCAUGCCUAAAAGCCUGGAGACUAUUCUCUAAGGAGAACCUGCUGCUGUGCCACCUCUGCCACACUCAUCAGGCAAAUUCUCCCAAACUCCCCACAUGACCCCAGCACAAACGCCCCCUACCAUCUCUCGAGGCCUUUCAGAGCUCACAAUCCCCCAGGGCAUUCUCUAAGCCCAUCCAGCCCCUGUCUACAAUGGCCCAGACCGAAGGAACAAGGCUCCAUGGGAUCUCACUUGUGUGUGCCAAGCCAGGACUGGAUAUCCAGGCCUUGGGUUUCCCAACAUAGAGCUGCCCUAGGCCAGGACGGGCCUGAGUCUUCAGGAUAAGGUGCAUCAUCUUUCCCAAACGAUUGCCUGGGCAUAUUCCCAGUGGCCCCGGCUGCCCUCGCCACAGGCUUCAUGCUGCACAGCCUCCUGGGAGACCUGGGUGCAGAGAGCCCAGCUGAACUGCUAGGAUGCCCAGUUGGCUGCCUCAGCUCUCUGUGUGACUCCAGGCAUUUUGCUUCCAGUGUCUGGGCAUUGGUCUCCCCAUCUGUCGGGUGGGUAGUAGUUCCUCCUUGUACACUGCCCGGAGCCAUUGGGAGGGUCGUGGGGAGACGGUCUGAGAGGUCAGAGAGUCUGCCAGUGUCAUUUGGCAUCUCAGCACGGUUACAUCUCUGGAGCCUGUCCCAGGACUGUCUCAAGGGCAGCUCAGUUAGGGGGAAGGAACAGAGCAGUCGCAAAGUUGCUCUGAUAGGGGCUGAGGCUUUCAGACACACACACACCCCCUUACUCCACACACCCCAAGUCUGACAUCUGGGUGAAGAAGUCAGAAGUCCUUAUGUACCCACACUUUCCCAAGGAUCUCUUCUGAGCUCAUAGUAUGCACUAAGCAUAGUGUUCAUAUUUUACUCCUCAAAGCCCCAUGAGGUAGCUAUUCUUCUUAUAACCAUUUCACUAGUAUACUCUGAGUAGUGGGGUAACCCAAGAUCACUCAGUUAACAACUGGAGAUCUAAUAUUCCUGCUAGGUCUGACUCCAAAACCUGUGUCCUCUCCGCUACACAGAGCAGUGGCAGCUGACACUGGAGGCCCUGGGAUUGCAUGACCCAUGAGGUCAAGACAAGAAAGUUUAUACUGUACAAAUGCUGAGAACACCAGCAACUCCCCCGCCCACAACAGAGGGGUUUUCCUGUAAUACCCACGAGAGGGCAGUAUUUAUCCUCAAAGCCUGGGGAUGGUGUGGGGGAGUGUUUUACACUUUGCCUCAUGAAAGCUCUUUAAAACUUUUUAGAAGAGUUUAUUAGCUUGAAUGUAUCACGUUUUCAUUUUUUAAUUUGUUUUUUAUUCUUGAGAGUAUUACAGAUGUCCCUCAUUCCCCCCCCCCCUUUUUUUUUUGCUAACUCCCACCCUACUCCAGGCCUUCACAGCACUAUUGUCUGUGUCCAUUCGCUAUGCAUACAUGCAUAUAAAUUCUUUGGUUAAUCUCCGCACCCCCACCACCUUCCCGCUGAGAUCUAUCAGUCUGUUCCGUGCAUCCAUGUCUCUGGACCUAUUUUGUUCAUCAGUUUAUUUUGUUCAUUAGAUUCUACAUAUAAGUGAGAUCAUGUGAUAUUUGUCUUUCUCUGAGUGGCUUAUUUUGCUUAGCAUAAUAUUCUCCAAGUCUAUCCAUACUGUUGCAAAGGGUAAGAGAUCCUUCUUUUUACAUCCAUGUAGUAUUCCAUUGUGUAAAUGUACCACAGCUUUUUUAUACAUUCAUCUACUGAUGGGCACUUGGCUGUUUCCAGAUCUAGCUAUUGUAAAUAAUGCUGCUAUGAACAUAGGGGUGCAUAUGUUCUUGCUGAUUGGUGUUUCUGGUUUCUUGGGAUAUAUUCCCAGAAGUGGGAUCUCUGGGUCAAAUGGCAGUUCCAUUUUUAAUAUUUUGAGGAAACCUGCAUACUGUUUCCACAGUGACUGUACUGGUCUGCAUUCCCACCAGCAGUGUACUGUGGUCCUUUUCUGCACAUCCUCACCAGCACUUACUGUUUGUUGAUUUAUUGAUGGUAGCCAUUCUGGCAGGUGUGAGGUGAUAUCUCAUUGUAGUUUUAAUUUGCAUCUCUCUGAUAAUUAGCGAUAUUGAGCAUUUUUUCAUGUCUCUUGGCCAUCUGUAUGUCCUCUGGAGAUUAUCUGUUUAGGUCCUUUGCCCAUUUUAAAAUUGGAUUGUCUUCCUUUUGUUGAGUUAUAUGAGUUCUUUAUAUAUUUUGGAAAUUAGCCCCUUAUCAGAUGUAUCAUUGGCAAGUAUGUUCUCCCACACAGUAGGUUCCCUUUUCAUUUUGAUGGUGGCUUCUUUUGCUGUGUAGCAGCUUUUUGGUUUGAUGUAUUCCCAUUUGUUUAUUUUUUUACUUUAUUUCUCUUGCCCCAUGAGAUAUAUCAGCAAAAAUUCUGCUAAGUGAAAUGUAAGUGAUUUUAUUGUCUAUAUUUUCUUCUAGGAUGUUUAUGGUUUCAGUCACAUACACACACAUAUCCUUACAUUUAAGUAUUUUACCCAUUUUGAGGUUAUUCUUCUAUCUGGGUAAGUUAGUGGUCUAGUUUUAUUACUUAGCAUGUACCUGUCCGAUUUUACCAACACCAUUUAUUUGAAAAGACUUUCUACUCCAUUGUAUGCUCUUGCCUCCUUUGUCAAAUACUAAUUGACAAUAAUGAUAUGGGUCGAUUACUUGGGUCUCUGAUUUAUAUGCCUGUUCUUGUGCCAGUACCAGGCUGUUUUUUUAUUACAGUGGCUUUGUAGUAUAGUUUGAUAUAAUGCUUCCACUUGUUCGUAUCUUCCUCUGUUUCUUAUUUCAGUGUCCUAUAGUUUUCUGAGUAGGUCUUUUACUUCCUUGAUUAAGAUAUCUUAUUUUUGUUGUUGCACUGGUAAAUGGGAUUGAUUUUUUAGUUUCUCUUUCUGAAAGUUCAUUCUUAGUGUAUAAAAAUGUCAUCGAUUUCUGGAUGUUAAUUUUCUAUCCUGCUACUUUGUUGAAUUCAUUUAUUAAAUCUACGAGUUUUUUGAUGGAGUCUUUAGAGUUUUCUAUAUACAAUAUUAUGUCAUCUACAAAUGAUAGUUUUACUUCCUCCUUUCCAAUUUGUAUACCUUUUAUUUUUUCUCCUUGUUUGAUCAGUGUGGGUAGGACUUCCAGUAUUAUGUUGAAUAAGAGUGGUGAAAGCAGACAUCCCUGUCUUGUUCCUGUUCUUAAGGGAAACGCUUUUAGUUUUUGCCCAUAUGAUAUUAGCUAUAGGGUUGUCAUAUAUGGCCUUUAUUAUGUUCAGGUAUGUUCCCUCUAUUACCUCUUUGCUGAGAGUUUUUAUCAGAAAUGGGGGUUGGAUUUUGUCAAAUGCUUUUUCUGCCUCAAUUGAUAUGAUCAUGUGAUUUUUGUCUUCCAGUCUGUUUACGUGAUGUGUCACAUUUAUUGAUUUAUUAAUAUUGUACUGCCUUGCAUCCCCAGAAUAAAUCCCACUUGCUCAUAGAAUAUGAUAUUUUUAAUGUAUUGCUGGAUCUGAUUUGCUAAUAUUUUAUUGAGGAUUUUAGCAUCUAUGUUCAUCAGGGAAUGACCUGUAAUUUUCUUUCUUUGUAGUGUCUUUAUCUGGUUUUGGAAUUAGGUUAAUGCUGGUCUUGUGAAAAGAGCUUGGAAGUCUUCCCUUCUUUUGAAAUUUUUGGAAUAGUUUGAGGGCAAUACAAGUAGGUAUUAGUUCUUUGAGUAUUUGGUAAAACUCUCCUGUGAAGCCAUCCGGUCCAGGACUUCUGUUUGCUGAGAGUUUUUUUAAAUUACUGUUUCAAUUUCAUUAGUAGUUAUGGGCCUGUUAGGUUUUCUGAUUCUUCCUGAGUUUUGGGAGAUUUUUAUGUUUCCAGAAAUUUGUCCAUGUUACUCAGGUUGUCCAGUUUGUUGGCAUAUAGUUGUGUAGUAUUUUCUUACAAUCAUUUGCAUUUCUGUGGUGUCAGUUGUUAUUUCACCUCUUUCAUUUCUGAUUUUAUUUAUUUGGGUCCUCUUUCUUGCAGAGAGAACAAGUAUUUAAAAAAAAAAAAAAGAGCCAGCUGGUGUGGCUCAAUGGUUGAGGUCACUGGUUUGAUUAUUGGUUGUGGCACAUGCCCAGGUUGUGGGCUUGAUCCCCAGUAGGGCGCAUGCAGGAGGCAGCUGAUUGAUGUUUCCCUCCCAUCAAUGUUUCCUUUUUUCUCAGGUCAAAAACUCUGAAGUUACUCUGUAAAAAAUCAAUAAAAAAAUUUUUUAAAAAAUCUGAAGUUAUACCUGCCUCCUUACAGGCUGUAAGGGAAUGAAUAAGGGAGAGAGUAACAGGGCCCCUUAAGGCUACUGGAAGACAGGGCAGAGGAGUAAAUGAUAAGCUAUAGCUCAUUUUUUGAAAGGAUCAUUCCAGGUGCUGUAGAGCUGAGUUAGAGCAAGGGAAGAGCCUGGGAGACCAGUCAGAAAACCACUGCUAUAAUAUAAGUAAGAGGUGACAGUGGCUCAAACCUGGGGUGGUGAGAAGUGGUAACACCUAUAGGAUUUGCUGGUAGCUGCAAAGUGGUAUAUGAGAGAGGAAGGUAUAACUUCAGAGUUUGGUUUUUUCAAAAUAUAUUUUAUUUAUUUUUUUACAGAGAGGAAGGGAAAGGGAUAGAGAGAAACAUCGAUGAGAGAGAAACAUCGAUCAGCUGCCUCCUGCACGCCCCCUACUGGGGAUGUGCCCGCAACCAAGGUGCAUGCCCUUGACUGGAAUCAAACCUGGGACCCUUCAGUCCGCAGGCCGACGCUCCAUCCACUGAGCCAAACCGGUCAGGGUAACUUCAAAGUUUUUGACCUGAGUAAUGGAAAGAUGAAUUUGCCAUUUACUGAAACAGGAAACUGUGGGAAGAGCAGGCUUGGGAGAAGAAUAUCUGUCCAGUAGGUGGUUGUACAUGGGAGGCCACAGAUAAUGCCUGGAUACAGAAUUGGGGUGGAAAUCUACUUUUGGCAGCUGUUGGCAUAGAAUGGUAUUUAAAGGUUGGUGAGAUCAUGUGGGGCUGGGGUGCGGGGGUGGUUGUGAAAGAGAAGGGUUCUGAGAACUGUGCCCUGGGCACCUUAUAAUCUACAGGGCAGCAAGCUACAGACGGCACGAGUCAGAUUCCCAGAACCAGAGCUGAGACUGAAACUAAGUGGAGUCUGUCGGGUGAGGGGCUCUCGGAUUUUCUUCCAAGUUUCCUAGGAGAGUGUGGGCGUCUCUUGCCCUGACUCAUCUGAACCUCCUGAGGGCCCAGGACACAAUUCAUUGAAGGCCCCAGAGUAGUCAGGCUCCAGACCCAGGGGGCAUCAUAGAGCUUGGACGCCUCCUUCCCUUUGGCCGCCUCCUCUCACAAACAUAGGUGCUCCCCAGGGCUUCUUCAUCCCUCCCCGAUCCACCAUCUGCAAGCUUCCAAAUGCCAGCCUGGGCUUCAAAUCUCUCUGUCUAGCUCAGGCCCAUCUCUUCCCUGGAUGUCCCACAGGCACCUGCAAUCUAGCAUGUCCAACCUUCAGACUGUUUCCUGGUAUGUCCACCCCCUAUCCAGUUUUCCUAACCCUAGUAAUGGACCUCCCCUAGUUCAUAUUCUCUAAUGUCUCUUCACUUGGGGCCAGAAGCCAGGACACAGGUAAGGGAAUGUGGGGUGUUGGGUAUGGGGUGUGGGGAAGGCAAGAACACAUUCUUGCUGGCCCUAGCCGGGCUGUUGUAGGGAGCUGUAGUGACCCCCAUGUGAGGAAUCCUUAUCGGUCAGCAGGUAUGUGGUUGAGUCCCUGAAGGACUCAAAGGUGCAACUGUAGAUUUAUUGGCCUCAUCUUUGUGCCUGAGUAUGCCUGGCCCUAAGCUGUGUGUCUUCUCUCUCAGUCCCUGAGCCUACUGCCCCCACUCACCCAGGUCCCCCUGCCCUUGGCUCCUGAGCACAGACACAAGGGGAGACCAUGAAGUCUGGAAAACUCUACUUGGCCUUGCCCUAGUCAGUUUGGCUCAGUGGAUAUAGCAUCAGCCUAGGGACUGAAGGGUCCUGGGUUGUGGCUCGAUCCCCAGUAGGGGGUCAUGCAGGAGGCAGCCAAUCAAUGAUUCUCUCUCAUCAUUGAUGUUUCUUUCUCUCCCUCUCCCUUCCUCUCUGAAAUCAAUAAAAAAUAAAAAUAAAAAAAAACUCGGCCUUCAACCUUGCUCCAUCACCAUGGAUUACAAAACUGAAACCUGAAGCACCUUACUCCUCUGAGCCUCAUUAUCCCCACUUUACAGAUGAGGAAACUGAAGUCCAAGAGGUUCAAUAACCUGCCAAAGUUUGAUGAGGGGCACUUGAGUAUUUGGGGGGGGGGGGUUAUGCAUUUGUGUGGUUCUUGUUGUUUUCAGUGUUUUGUUAUUUUAACUGUACCUGUAUGUAAUAUGCAUGUUUACAGACUACAUUCCAAUAUAUUUAAAAAACAAACAAAAACUAGCCAAGCUUGCCGUGGCCAGUGUGGCUCAGUUGGCAGGAGUGUCAUCCCAUACACACUGAAAGGUUGUGGGUUCAAUCCCCAGCCCUGGUCAGGGUGCAUGAUCAGUGUUUCUCACAUUGAUUUUUCUCUCCCUCUCUCUAUAAAAAUUAAUGAAAAUGUCCUCAGGUGAGGAUUUUUUUAAAAAACAACUAGCCAAGAUCAUAUCAAUAAGGACUAAAAUCCCUACUCUCUACCCCUUACUGAGCCAAUCUCCCCAGGCCUCAGUUUCCUUGGAUAUAAGAUGGGCAUGAUGGCAUGAGAUCCAUGAGAAGGUGUAGAGUGACAACAAACACACUCCCUGCAUGCCAGGCAUAGCUCAUUUUGUCAUCCCAGCAGCCCUAUGGGGUGGGAACUGUAAUUGUCCUGUCUUACCUAAGAUCAUACAGCUAGUGAGAAGCAGAGCUAGUAUUUUGAUCCAGGUGUACUGGCCUUUUUCUGUGCUCUUAGGUGCCGUAGGAUCGUCUCAGUGGUGCACAGGAGGUCUGGGCUCUUGGCUGUUCCCACUCCAGAGUCAGCAUAGAGGUGGGUAAGGAGCCGAGGUCAGAUUUGGACUCUGAGUGGUCAUAGCCUCCUCCUCCUGAGAGUUUUUGCACGCCUGCCUGGCUGAGAUGGCUACUCCCACCCCUUCCAGGGUUGCAAAACCCCACCCGAGGGAGGAGACAGACCAGCCAGACCAGGGUGCUACCUGUGGGUGCCUCUCCCCUAGAGGCCCUGAGUGGGAAUGGGAGAACAAGCUGGACAAGGGAGUAAGGGCUCUUCCCAAAGCCAGGACCACUAGGCUGAGCACCAAACCUUUAUCUGCAAAGCCCUGGAGAGGCCUGGCCUAGAGCUAGUAGUUCUUUCUGCCCCACCCUUGUCCCCCUCUACAGCCUCAGCUGGAUAGGGCAUGGGGUGGGUAGGGAACUAGUACAACAUGAGGCUUCCAAGUUCUGGAAAAAGUUAGAGCUGGGGGGCUCCCCAGACACCAACAGAUUGAGGCCUCUUGUACAGAUAGGGAAACGAAGGCCCAGGGAAGGGAGGGGGUCCUCCCCGUGUCACACAUCCAGCCCAUACUGGGCCUGGGAGUGGAGCCAGGACUCCCACGGCUCAUGUCCUAGCCUGGCUCCCAGAGCUGCACAGGUAUGUUUCCUGGGUCCAGCCAGGGAGUGGUUACAGGAGGGAUUCCAUGAGAGUCUGUGUGUGUGUGUGUGUGUGUGUGUGCGCGCUCGCGCGCGCGCUCAUGAGAGAGAGGAGAACCCAGAUAAGAAACUACAGGCACCUUGAUACCUGCCCCGCCCUGCCCUCCCCUCAUCCUGCUCUCUUUCCUAUCCUGUCCUUCCUUACUUCCUCCCUGCAGUGAAACCUGCCUCUCUCCUCCAGGGACCUCCCUCGCCCUCUACCCUAAGCCUUGGUCUCACCUCUCCUCUAAGCCUGGCCUCAGUUUAUCCUAUCCCUCUUCUUUGACCUCAUCUUCUUUCACCCCCCCGUGCCAGCAGCGGCCCCUCCACGUUCCCACCUCAGAACCUUAGCACUGGCUCUUUCCUCAGCCUGGCGUGCUCUUCCUGUGUGUCCAUAUGGCUCACUUCCUCACCCCCUUCCGGUUUUACUCAGAGUCACCUCAGUGAGGCCUGUCUUUACACCCACACACUUCCUAUCCCCCUUUCCUGCUUUUCCUUCUAACACGUUUUGCACAGAAUAUCAGCUCUAAUGAGAACAAGGACUUUUGUGAAUCUUCUUUGUGCCUGUAUCCUCAGCACUGCAAUGGUGUCCGGCAUGCUGUAGGCUUUCAGCCAACAUCUGCCAAGGGAAUGAAAGGGGUCUGUGCUCUACUGAAGUGCCUGUGAUGGGUCGGGCUCAUCUAGCUUGACAUUGGGAUCAGAACCUGCAGGAUAUUAUGGCAACAGGCCUAGAGCAGGUCUGUGGCAGAGCAGUGGACAGUAGGCAGGGGUUCUGGAGGGACCCACUGGCUGCCUUGGCUCUGAGACCAUCUCCCAGGGACAUAAAGAUGCCAGAAGGCUGAAGUAGUCAGUGAGGGACAAAGGAGGGUAGCAACCAGAACCCUGGGACCCAUAUAUGCCUCUCCUACCUGUGACUGAGGCCUUAUGGUUAUGCUGCUCUGAACCACCGGGAAUUAGAAAGGCCACUCUCCUCGUGUUCACAGAGCCACUGAGGUUCAGAGAGGAGAAGAGAGGCUUAUCCAGGGUCACAGGGGGAAGCAGCUGGCUGGGACUUCCAGCUGUGGGCCUUCCCUGUGACCCCCAGGCCUGUUCCCUGGUUAAGCUCUCCACUCUGAGAUGUCAGACAUACCUCUCUCCUUUCUUCCUGGGUCCCCUAUAAUCUUCCCACCACCUAUUCUCAUGCUAUAGCCGUUUUUCAUCUUUUAAAAUAUAUGAAACCCAUGUAGGUAUGUAUGUCAGCGAUAUAUUAAGAAGCACAAUCAUCUAACCCAUAAAUUUUUCCCAACUCCAAAACUAGAAAAUUAUUAAUAGCUUGCACCACCCCUGUGCUCCUCCCCAUCUCAUCUCCCAUUUCUAUAAUCCUAUAUCCCUGGAAGAACCAUCCCCCCCCCCCGCUUUUUUAAAGUAGUUUUAUCAUGUGUUUGCUCAAAGAAUAUGUUACUUUUGCAUGUUUGUCAACAGUCUAACUGGUGUCAUACUGUAUACAGUCUACUGCAUUGCUUUUUAUGCCUCCAAAAUAUUUCCUUGUUGCAGGUA